This is a messenger RNA of Carassius carassius (crucian carp), 3453 nucleotides long. Its product is annotated as protein tweety homolog 2-like. The transcript is spliced from 14 exons. Bases 325 to 1944 code for a protein of 539 amino acids. Lineage: Eukaryota; Metazoa; Chordata; Actinopteri; Cypriniformes; Cyprinidae. Gene Ontology annotation, molecular function: volume-sensitive chloride channel activity; intracellularly calcium-gated chloride channel activity. Gene Ontology annotation, cellular component: plasma membrane. The record is from RefSeq and is a predicted model, not a curated record.
AUUCGUGCGCUCAUUCAAGCGCGCUCCCGAGUUCCUCAGAGCGCACAACGCGCAGGAAUGGCAGCGGCACGAGAACGAGAUUUAAUGCAAUAAUUCAACAUUUCCCGUGAAUUCCCACGGACGGGGCUUUGGUGGAAGUAUUCAGAGGUCUUCUUAUGUCCCUUUCAGCACUUUUAUUUGAGUACUCCGUCUCUCUAGUUUCUAAAUCCAUGGCUUUUGUUUGAGAAGACAGGACAGUGGAGAAUAACCGGGAAAGAAACACCCAAAUUGUCCGACCGUCUCUAUCUGGGAAAGUGAUUUAUUGGUCUCCUCGACUGCUGAAGGAUGUCGUCUGCACGGGUUGAUUAUAUCGCUCCUUGGUGGACUUACUGGCUUCAUCAGUUUCCUCAUGUGACUCUAAGGUUUCAGCCGUUGGAUCACACGUUUAAACCGCAGGAUGAGAACUACCAGCAGUCGAUCAUCUUCCUGGGCUGUGUAGCAGCAGCUGGGCUCGGUGUGAACCUGCUGUGUCUGGCCAUCUACCUGAGCUGCCUGUGCUGCUGUCGGAAGGAUGAGGAGGAAGAGGAAAGUAAGAAAUCCAACUCUUGCUGUGUCACUUGGGCUGCUGUUGCUGCUGGACUCAUCUGCUGUGUUGCCGUGGGAGUUGGUUUCUAUGGAAACAGUGAAACCAAUGAUGGGGUGUACCAGCUGACCUAUUCUCUCUAUAAUGCCAAUCACACGCUGACGGGAGUGGACAGUUUGGUUACUGGUACUGUGGGAGGCAUGCAGAACGGCCUGAAUGAGCACUUGUCUCGAUUGGGCGAGAUCUUUGCCACACGUGGAGACUUUGUGCAGACACUGCAGUUCAUGCAACAGAUGUCAGACAACAUCAUUAAGCAGCUACUUGGGCUUCCUGACUGGGAAAAGGCAAAAGUAGACCUGGCAGCCAUAGCUGAUCAGACAGCAUACGUGGAGUAUUACAGGUGGUUGACGUACCUACUGAUACUGAUCUUGGAUCUGGUCAUUUGUCUUGCUGCUUGUCUGGGUCUGGCCAAACAAUCCCGUUGGCUGCUCACUACGAUGAUGGUCUGCGGUGUUCUGACUCUGAUACUGAGUUGGGCAUCUCUCGGAGCUGAUGUGGCCACUGCAGUGGGCACAAGUGAUUUUUGUGUUGCACCAGACAAAUUUCUGAUGAACCAAACAAAAGACGUAAUCAGCUCAGAUAUUGUGCAUUAUUACUUAUACUGCAGCCAGACGCUCCCCAACCCAUUUCAGCAGUUUGUUUUGCAGUCCCUGACUCUCUUCCAGAGAUCGCUGACCACCAUGCAGAUCCAGAUCCAAGGUCUCCUGCAGUUUGCAGUGCCUCUGUUCCCCACAGCUGAGAGGGAUUUAUUGAGUAUUCAGCAUUUAUUGAAUAAUUCAGAGGCCAGUCUACAUCAGCUCACUGCACUUCUAGACUGCCGAGGACUCAAUAAGGACUACCUGGACGCUCUGAUAGGUGUGUGUUAUGAUGGUGUGGAGGGAUUGCUGUAUCUCUGUCUGUUCUCUCUGCUGGCGGCCUGUGCCUUCUCUGUCAUGCUGUGUGCCAUCCCGAGAGCGUGGCGACAGAUUGCCAACAGAGAUAGAGAUUAUGAUGACAUUGAUGACGGGGACCCGUUUAACCCUCAGAGCCGGCGAAUGACAUCCCACCAUUCACAACAGGGCAACAUGCACAGCUUCUGCAGCUACAGUAGCGGCAUGGGCAGCCAAACCAGCCUGCACCCUCCAACACAGACUGUGACCAACGCACCUCUGUCAGAAUAUAUGAACCAGUCUGCGCUGUUUGGAGGAAACCCGCGCUAUGAGAACGUGCCACUGAUUGGGAGGGGAUCUCCUCCUCCUUCGUACUCUCCAACCAUGAGAGCCACCUACCUCUCCAUGACCGAAGACCAGAUCAGACACUUUGGGGAGGAUUUCCGAGCGUAGAACUGAUCUGUUUUCCUCUGGUGUGAGUCUUUACACGUUGGAAAUAUGGACACAUGGAAAACUCUCAUGCCAGCAUGUCUGCCCGCCCUUCUUUGUGUUAAAGGAGCUCAGUCUGAGAGGAAAACGGCAUUUUAAGAGCACUCUGUGCGUGUCCAUACAGGUUCUUGCAUGUCUGUGUGUGUUUGUCCAUUAUUCUGAUGGUGGGAUGCUUUUUUUCUCUCACUAGUGACACAUUUGUGAGGUGCUGAAAUAUCCUCUCUCUAAUAACAGUAUGUUUACACCAUAUUUUCAUUAAAUAGACUGUUGUCUUCCCUAUUGCCUUUCUAGCUGCAGAAACUGUUUGACGUGGGUGACAAAAACUUUUUUGAACCCACUUUAUAUUAAGUGUCUUUAACUACCAUGUACUAAGAUUUUCAUUUAUCAUUUGAUGCAGUGCACUUAUUGUGUCUUUACCUGUACUGUAAUUCAUUUCUGUGAUUGCAUCUGCUGCAUAUAUAACACUAUUAACCUUCCUUUAAAACUUAACAUAUCAUGAAAAUCAUGUAAUUUAUUUUCCGCUUUAUUUCAAUAACUGAACAUUAUUUUUUAUUAAUUUUAGUUAACAAUAACAACACUGACAAAUAACAAUUGGUUGUUUUUUUUUCAUAAGUACAUAGUAGUGAAAGACGACUAAUAUAAAUAUAGUGGGACCUCUAUUUUUUAGGCAUAAAAAUUUAGCAUUUUUUCUUACCUGAGUGCAUAACCUUAUAAAAGUUACCUAUUUGUCAUUUUAAAGAUUUUGUACAUAUAAGUGUGGACACUGUUUGAAGUAUAAAUAUUCUGUCCAUUGGACAUUUAGUCCUACAUGGUGUGCAGCAUUGCUAGUAUCAGCAUAGUAGGUUUGCUAGGUACUUUUCUAAGCGGUUGUUCAUGAACAAGUGUUUUUUAGCUACUGUGCAGUGGGGGCUUCAUGGACAUGCCAUCACUUUUUAUGAUGGCUAACUGUACAGAUGCAUCUUCUUUUGUUGAAGUGAAGCUUCUUUUGUUUUCUAAAUGUGUUUUGUGCCAAGAAUGGAAGCAUGUUUUGUGCCUCUAAAGCCUUAGUUUUCUUUAUUCGUUGAGCGACCGCUGAUGUGUAUCUAUGGGAGAGGGCAAUAAAAGCUUUUCUGUUUCUGUUUUGCAUGUAGAGGCAUUUUUUAGCACAACGUGAUCACUUGAAGUGACCGAACAUACCGUUGAUUUGUUCCACAAAUGAUGUUUCGGGCAUCCUGAGAGAUGUUCACCUCAUUUCCAGCAGGCAAAAAUGAUGGGCCAUUUUACUUGGAACUUUAAAUCUUUUUAUAUCAACUUGAGCGAGAGCACACUGAGCCAUUUUCUUCACAUGAUUCAAAAGGAUAUGCUUUGUAUUAACCUGUUGAGCAGCUGUAAAUAACCUGUAUGAUAACUGAUGUUGUGUGAUGAUUUGUAUUUCUUUCUUUGCUCCGUUCUUGUGUGGCAUUUUAUUGCUUAAUAAAAUCAGCUACUUGGACA